UGCCUCAGCCCGAUCCACCCCGGGCUCACUAUCGCCCCCCAAAAUUUCCUUUCGCUUUCGAUCUCUGGCUGUCACCCGGCCUGGCCCCUUCCACGCCCAGCCGGGGCAAGCCUGAUCUGGCCAUAGGCAUGAGGGGCCUCCGGCCGAGAUGAUAGUGCUGGCGCCAGCCUGGAGCCCAACUACCUCCCUGCUGCUGCUGCUACUGCUCAGCCCUGGCCUCCGCGGGUCCCCCGACUGUUCCUUCAGCCACAGCCCCAUCUCCUCCACCUUCAAGGUCACCAUCCGAAAGCUGUCUGAUUACCUGCUUCAGGAUUACCCAGUCACCGUCGCCGCCAACCUACAGGACGACGAGCUCUGUGGGCCAUUCUGGCACCUGGUCCUGGCCCAGCGCUGGAUGGGUCGGCUCAAGGCUGUGGCUGGGUCCCAGAUGCAAAGCCUGCUGGAGGCGGUCAACACCGAGAUACAUUUUGUCACCUUGUGUGCCUUCCAGCCCCUCCCCAGCUGUCUUCGAUUCGUCCAGACCAACAUCUCCCACCUCCUGCAGGACACCUCCGAGCAGCUGGCGGCCUUGAAGCCCUGGAUCACCCGCAGGAAUUUCUCGGGGUGCCUGGAGCUACAGUGUCAGCCCGCAGACUCCUCCACCACCCCACUGCCCCCAAGGAGCCCCAGGGCCUUGGAGGCCACAGCCCUGCCAGCCCCUCAGGCCCCUCUGCUGCUCCUCCUGCUGCUGUUGCCCGUGGCUCUCUUGCUGAUGUCCGCUGCCUGGUGCCUGCACUGGCGAAGGAGGAGAUGGAGAACGCCCUACCCCAGGGAGCAGAGGCUGAAACCAAGGCACAGAGAAGUAAAUAAUUUGCCAAAAGUCACACAGCACAUGAGUGACAGAGCCAAGACUUGACUCUGGGCUUUCUGGGCAUCUAAGCCUUUCCCUCUUCUGCCUCAGUUUCCUUAUCUGUACAAAAGACUCUAAUAAUAUUCUUUCUACCAUAGAGUUGUCUGGAGGUUAAGUGACACACACAAAGCCCUCAGAGCAAGGCUGUCCAACAGAAAUAGAACACAAGCCACACAUGUCAUUUAAAACUUUCUAAUAGUUGGGGCACCUGGCUCUCUCAGUCAGUAGAGCAUGUAACUCUCGAUCUCAGGGUUGUGAGUUCGAGCCCCACAUUGGGCAUGUAGAUUACUUAAAAAACAAAAAAACAACAAAAAA
Molecule: messenger RNA, 1204 nt
Organism: Neofelis nebulosa (Clouded leopard)
Lineage: Eukaryota; Metazoa; Chordata; Mammalia; Carnivora; Felidae
Gene: FLT3LG
Product: fms related receptor tyrosine kinase 3 ligand
Exons: 8
Coding region: 149-895 (248 amino acids)
Biological process (GO): positive regulation of cell population proliferation
Cellular component (GO): cell surface; membrane
Molecular function (GO): receptor tyrosine kinase binding; cytokine activity
Source: RefSeq, a predicted model, not a curated record